AUCAAGCACCUAGGCAUGCAGACUGCUUCUACAAACAUUUGUGAAAGAAUGGGUCGCUCUCAGGAGCUCAGUGAAUUCAAGAUACCAUGAUAGGUUGCCACCUGUGCAAUAAGUCCAUCCGUGAAGUUUACUUGCUACUAAAUAUUCCACGGUCAACUGUUAGUGGCAUUAUAACAAAGUGGAAGCAACUGGGAACAACAGCAACUCAGACACAAAGUGUUAGGCCAUGUAAAAUGACAGAGCGGGGUCAGCGCAUGCUGAAGCUCACAGUGUGCAGAAGUCACCAACUGUCUGCAGCGUCAAUAGCUAAAGACCUCCAAACUUCAUGUGGCCUUCAGAUUAAAACAACAACAGUGUGUAGAGAGCUUCAUGGAAUGGGAGCAACUGCAUCAGAUGCAGUGGUGUAAAGCACACCGUCACUGGACUCUAGAGCAUGGAGACGUGUUCUCUGGAGUGACGAAUCACGCUUCUCUGUCUGGAGAACGGUACUUGCCUGACUGCAUUGUGCCAAGUGUAAAGUUU
This is a messenger RNA of Staurois parvus, 522 nucleotides long. The record is from the annotation of a GenBank genome assembly. NCBI's taxonomy places the organism in Eukaryota, Metazoa, Chordata, Amphibia, Anura, Ranidae.